Messenger RNA from Selaginella moellendorffii, 1108 nucleotides. RefSeq lists its product as uncharacterized. Lineage: Eukaryota; Viridiplantae; Streptophyta; Lycopodiopsida; Selaginellales; Selaginellaceae. The record is from RefSeq and is a predicted model, not a curated record. The transcript has 7 exons. Bases 83 to 913 code for a protein of 276 amino acids.
UCUGGCAAAAAAAAAAAAAAAAAACGGAUUUUGCAUGCUUGGGAUUUAAAACUUUGGUGAUGUUUUAAGCCCUAGAAAUCUCAUGGAGAUCGAGGAAGCGGUGAUAGCCGCAGCCAAGAAGCUGGGCUGGCGGCUCAAAGCACGGCAUUGCCAUUGUCUCGCUCGAGAUCUUUUCUUCGUCCUCGUGGGAGUGAGACCUCUUGUCAUGAUCGAUUACUUGCCUUACAGCGCAAAUCUUCUCCAGCUGCUGACCUCUCUAGUAAACUCCGUGUGCGAGGCUUUCAAAGGAUGGAGACUCAUGUCCAUGGACGAAUCCAUGAUCUACUUUCUCCACGCAGCUAAUCUGGAAGAGUACAUGGAAAGCUCCCUGGGCGACGAGAGCUGGCUGAGCUUUAUAAUCCUGGACGAUGGUCCUGCUCGGGUGGCCACACAGCUUGAAGAACAGUCAGUGAAAGCCACUCUCAGACGAUUGCAGGCUCGUUUGUCACAGUCCCUCGCGGAAGAAUCUCGUGAGUGCUCGCUCAUUGAUUUUAAUCACGGUCUAUCGGAGCUGGAUAUCUCCAUUCCUACGUGCAACGGUUACUCGCGAAGAUGGCUGCUUGGAUAUCCAGUGAUUUACGUGUUCUCUAAAGACAAGGCUUCUCAAGCAUCGCGGUGCUUAUCAUCGGUCCACUUGUGUUUAUACAAGCUUCUCUUGCUCAAUCCAGAGAAAGUCUUGGCGUGGAGACCGCAUGAACCAGUGGAAGAAAUCUUGAGCUUUACCAUCCCGGAGUCCAAUGGUUUCUCCCAGCAAUGGACUCCAGACGCGUUCAUGUCUUAUAUUGCCACAAAAGUCUCUCAAUGUUCCAAAAUUGAUCCCGGGGACUUGCGACUGGAUGUGACUUCCAGACCGCUACAGUCUGUGGCCUUCUGAAGGUCCUGUUGGAGUGAUCAGCUCGAGGCCAGUUGACGCAAGUGAUGCGAUUUUCCGGCCUGCCGCGUUUGCCCCUCGCGUUUGCCUCUCGGUUGAGGAAUUUAGACAGAGAAGGAUUGGACGCUCAAACCGGGUUUAUGGUUUAGCAUCACUUGAGCAUUCUUCGUAAUAAGCGAGCUUACGUGUUUGGGCUUC